AUGACCUCCUCUCCCUCCAAAUACAUCCGCAACCCCAACAACCUCCCCAGCCCCGUACCGACCUUCCACUCCGACACCUACCCUCGCAUCUCGCCCCUCCAAAACCCCACCCUCCGCCUACCGGGUAAACACGUAAUUAUUACAGGCGGCGGCAGCGGCAUCGGGCGUGAGACCGUCUUUUCUUUCGCGCGGGCUGGGGUGGCGAACAUCACGUUAUUUGGAGGUAGGAGAGGGGAGUUGCUCGAGGAGACGAAGGCGUUGGUUGAGAGGCAGGUUAAGGGUGUUGAGGUGCGGAUUUGGGUGGGCGAUAUUUGUGAUGAGGAGGGUGUGAAGAGAGCGGUAGAUGGAGUCAAGGGUGGAUGGGAUGUGCUUGUGUUGAAUUCGGGGUAUUUAAGUGAGAAGGGGAAGCUUGGGGAGGCGGAUGUGGGGGAUUGGUGGAAGGCUUUUGAGAUUUCCUUGAAAGGCUCCUUGGUAGUUCUGCAAGCCCUCCUCCCGCACCGCAAACCCAACGCCUCCGUUCUUUCGACGAAUUCCCUCGUCAUCAAUUACCAAUACCCGGAACGCUCCUCGUACAUCGUGUCGAAGUUGGCGUUGGCAAGGAUGAUGGAGUGUCUGGCGCAGGAGGAAGAGGAUUUGUAUGUCGUGAGCUUUCAUCCUGGCGGUGUCGACACGGACAUGUACAACAAGUUCUUCGGCGAUUACGCCGCGACGCAAAAGGCCAAAACCGGGACGGAUACAUUGCAGCUGCCAGCGGACUUUGCGGUGUGGUUGGCGAGUCCUGAGGCGAGGUUUCUGCGAGGGAGGUUUGUGUAUGCGAAUUGGGAUGUCGAUGAGCUGAAGCAGGUUUGCGAGGAGAGGUUUGAGAAGGAACCGGAUUUCUUGAAGGCGAAUGUCAUUGGGUGGCCGUUCUCGCCGCCGUGA
Molecule: messenger RNA, 921 nt
Organism: Zasmidium cellare ATCC 36951
Lineage: Eukaryota; Fungi; Ascomycota; Dothideomycetes; Mycosphaerellales; Mycosphaerellaceae
Exons: 3
Coding region: 1-921 (306 amino acids)
Cellular component (GO): cytosol
Molecular function (GO): oxidoreductase activity
Source: RefSeq, a predicted model, not a curated record